This is a messenger RNA of Schistocerca cancellata (South American locust), 4522 nucleotides long. RefSeq names its product protein abrupt (gene ab). Gene Ontology annotation, biological process: regulation of transcription by RNA polymerase II. The record is from RefSeq and is a predicted model, not a curated record. Gene Ontology annotation, cellular component: nucleus. The coding region runs from base 412 to 2310 and encodes 632 amino acids. Gene Ontology annotation, molecular function: protein binding. Lineage: Eukaryota; Metazoa; Arthropoda; Insecta; Orthoptera; Acrididae. The transcript has 7 exons.
UGUUCUGUGCAGAGUAUUUUUAUUGACAUUACAAGAAAUCGGCUGUUUACAGCAGUGUUAUGUAUGUGUGUUCAGAGGUUGACAGCUGUCUGCUGGAAGUGUAUUUUUGAAUUUUACGCAAACUUCAGUGCUUUUGCUAUCAAAUUUUGUGGUUUCCUCUUCCAGUUUAUCGAAAUAUUGUCGAUUAUUACGAAACAUCGAAUGUCAUCUACGGAUUGGGGUUCAGUGAUAAAAAUUUUGGAGGGGUCUACUUCUGCCAAAUGGGAGUGAGUGUGUAGGAAUAUUCAAUGACUUGAACCUAGCGUAUAGAAAUAUAAAGCAGCUGCUAGCUGGACAACAGUAGCAGCACAGAAUACAGACUCCCAAGGACUCCAGACCUGAUGCUGUAGUGGGACAUUGGACAUCAGACAAAUGGGUGAAGUACAAGAUCCUGAACAGCAGUAUAGUCUGCGUUGGAAUGACUUUCAUGCCAGCAUUAUUUCAUCGUUCAGACAUCUUAGAGAUGAAGAGGAUUUUGUGGAUGUUACUCUGGCAUGUGAUGGAUGUUCCUUCACAGCACACAAAGUGGUUCUAUCUGCUUGUAGUCCAUAUUUUAGAAGACUGUUAAAGGCUAACCCUUGUCAGCAUCCUAUUGUUAUAUUAAGAGAUGUAAAGGAGAAGGACAUGGAAUCGCUUUUGCGUUUUAUGUACAAUGGCGAAGUGCACAUAGGUCAGGAACAGUUAUCGGACUUUCUGAAGACGGCUCAGAUGCUGCAGGUCCGAGGACUUGCUGAUGUCCCCACAAAAGAAAACCAAAAACCACCUGUAUCAAAUUCACUUCCAUGGUCACAGUCUUCUGAAAUGAGAGAUAGUUUCAAUGACGACGAUGUUUCACCACCACCUAAAAGGAAUCGCUUCUCGCCAUCUCCUGCAUCUUCUGCGACACAUAACAAUGGGGGUGAACAGAUGAUGAGAGAAUCCCUCUUGGGCCAAGCAUUGGAAAGUGGAGCCCAGCUGCCUCCCUCGGCUGGCUCUUCUCAUCAGAACAAGGGUACAUCUGAAUCUUCUCUGCAAGCACAGUCGACUGGUGAGGAUAGUAAUUCAAGUGAUACCGCAAUGUCUGACAGAGGAGGACAUAUGACUGAUAUUGUUCCCAAGACUGAACCAAGUGAAUUUGGUUCAGCCGAUGAUAAUCAACAACUUCAUCAUCAUCAUGGCAAUGGCAAUGGGAUUGGUCUGGACACUCAGAGGACUCCCCCAUUUCCAGCUGCGCUUCUUGGUUUACAAGGCAUUCCUGGACUGCUUCCUGGACCUUCUGGUCUCCACAGUAAUAAUCAGGAUGGAAAUUUUGUAUCAAGACGAGGUUUGGAUAUGAUGCGGGUACGUGCAACAGACCCAAGGCCUUGUCCAAAAUGUGGGAAGAUUUAUCGUUCAGCACAUACAUUACGCACUCAUCUGGAGGACAAACACACUGUGUGCCCUGGAUAUCGCUGCGUGUUGUGUGGCACUGUGGCAAAAUCACGAAACUCUCUUCACUCCCACAUGAGCCGACAGCAUCGAGGCAUCAGCACGAAGGACCUUCCUGUAUUACCGAUGCCUUCCCCUUUUGAUCCAGAACUGGCAUCAAGAUUACUGGCGAAGGCAGGUGUCAAAGUGUCAGCAGCUGAACUACGUGCACGGGCUUCUCCGACAGGGCCACGUCGUCCUGAAAUGAGGCUCGAGGUAAAAACAAACCAUGUGGGGGACUCAAUAAGGUAUUCUAGUGCACCAUCAGAAGCAGGGAGCAGUAUUUAUGGUGGUGAUGACCCAGAAGACCUGACAGUUUCCAACUCUAGGUUUGGAAAUGUUGAACUUACCCCACUUUCACCAUCUGGGAAUUCUGCCCCUGUAAUUACAAAGGCUGGACCUCCUAAGCAUCAUCAGAAUCCUGCAAUAGCAGCAAAAUCUCUGGAGGCAUUGGGCAUGGGUGCACCUCCUGUCGGCAACAGACUUGUUGAAGGAAAUCGUGCACCUUUACCACCACCACCUCCACCAACACCGUCUGGAGCCUCUACUGGUAGUGCAAUAUUGGACACUUACCUACAAUUUAUAGCUGAAAACUCAAAUACUUUGGCACUGGGAUUGAGUCGUGAGCAAGCAGCUGCACAUGUAGCUGCUGCUGCCGCUGCUCAGCAUGCUGCUGAAGUUGCCUCAGUGGAGGGUAAGAUUGGUUUAGCUGAGCAGACACCUGAACGGGUUGUGGAUCGAGACAUUUUGGAAGAUAUGGAAUCAUCAGGAGCAGAUGAUGAUGAUUAUAGUGAGGAUGAACAAGAGGCUAUCAAAGCAGAAUAAAAAUUAGGCUUCAUUCACCCCUGGAUUUGUACUUCAUGCUCAGUUUCCCAUCUCCUGACACGGGUAAGAAGUAUAUCAUAAAAGAAGAGAAACUGUGUUGAAGUACAAGAAUUCCUUCCAUCUACCUCACUCUCAGGAUGUCACAAAUGUUUUAAUUCUUUCUGAAUUUUUGUGCAUAUAAAAUAAACAUUCAGGUCAAUGUAAAAGAGAAUGUGUUAUGUUGAGAGACUGGUUUAGAGUGGCAUGUCUAUUUCUGAUAUGCAUAAAUUCAUUAUCACUGGUUUACUAUUGUGUUUGACUAAUUUAUGUAUCUUAUAUUUUUAGGUGUUAAGACAUUUUAUAUUAUAUUUCACAUAAUUUAUUUUAUACUUUAUACAUUUAUUAUUUGAUGUGUUAACCGCUCUUUUUAGAAUUUUACAAUCAGACAUUUUGACUGAACAUAUUCCAUCCUUCUACCUCAAUUGCCAUUUUGUAAAAAGAAUCUACGGUCCAUCUAAAAUGACGGGAAAAAUUGUGGCAAAGAUUCUUACAGGCACUUAAGCACCUGAAAGUCACUAGCAUGAUUAUCUGUAUGUAUAAAAUUUAUUUUUACGUUAUAGAUUACACUGUUCCAAGAAUAACUCUUGGUUUAUAUAAACCAUAUACCACUAGAAAAAUUAACGAUUGCUAUACUGAAGCAAAUGUCAUAUUUACUGUAUUUAUAAAAGGGCAUUUCACUAUCUCUAUUUCAUAUUAUUUUCAAUGGUUUUAAUAUUAUUAAAUCUCCAGAUUCACAGGGAGAGGUAUUUUGUAUUGCUUAUUUUGUAAAUAUCGCACAUGACAAUUACAGGAGUCUAGUUAGUGCUGCAAUACUCACAUUAUUUUGUUAAGAUUUUUUAUGGAAUUUUAUUUUUCGUGUCCUAUCAAUAAAGUUCUCAGGUUAUCUUCUGCCCUGCAGUAGAAAAAUUUUAUAAGUGAUAAUAUUUAAUCAUUUACCGCUAUAACUGUCAUAAUUUUUGCCACGGGUUUGUGAUACUCACUUAAAAUAAAAUUUCAGUUGUUAUGCGUCCAGUAAUGAAUGUGGUAUUGCAGUUCAAUUAAAUUGCAGUGGUACUACAUAAAUUAUUUAUACUCAUUUUCUUUCUUCUGUUUUGAACUGUUGUUAUAAAGAGAGAGACAUGGAAAACUUAUGUGAAUGUAUGUUAAAAGAUGAAAAUUACAAACAUCAUAGGAACAAAGGAUGGAAUGCCUUCUGCUACUGAUAUUCAUACAAGAUUUUAGAUGUUGUUACUAUUAUUGUAUACAUUAACCAGAAUUGUGGCUUCCAGGGUGGAGUUGCUCCUGACGUUGUUUCACCUCAGUUGCUAGUUUUCACACGUGGUACAUAAGCAUCUCGGGCUUUAUUUUCUAAUUACUUCCACAAAGUACAAAGUUUGUAGCAAAGUCUGUGGUGCUAAAUUCAAUAUUUAUUCCAUCAAAGAAAAGAAUGGGCAGGGAAAAAAAUAACUUUUAUUGUCACAGAAUAGCAUCAUGAUCCUGAAACUCGCUAUUAGUACCUCACUCUCCUGACUAGAAUUAAGCGGGUCCCCCGAGCUAUAUGGGGCAAUUGCUCCUAGGUCCUCAGGAAUGUAAAAUGCAUGUGUUAAUUAGUACAUACUGUUACAAAUUCAGAUACCUCAUUUUUAUUGUUACGACAUCUCUCUACAGGUUAGUAAUAAAUUUUCUAUCAUGUAUCAUAAGUACUCUUCUUUUAAAUUUUUUAAUACAAGGGAUGAGAUGACAGUUAUCAACAUAUCGCAACUACUGUGUGCCUGCAUUUCAUAUACUGAAGAAUAAAAAUUGGUUUUUCAAAUUUCACAAUGUGUGUUCGAAAACUUUUCAUAUAAUUUAGAUUAACUAACCUACUUUUGACCAUCAUUACAUUCAGUCAUCUCGUUCCUUCCAGUACAAUCACAAGGAUGAAUUAUUUAUUUACGAACUUGUAAAGAACAAAUUUUUAUACUGAAUAGCUGUGUGUGUGUGUGUGUGUGUGUGUGUGUGUGUGUGUGUGUGUGUGUUCCAUGUGGCAGUUCCUGUAAGAAUGCAUACAUCAUAAUGAUCAGAAGUUUCAUUCAAGUUUCCUCUUUUUUAUUUAAUAUAUUUGUCUCAGGUGUUUUCUGUAAUUUAUAUUUUUCUUGCAUGUGUUCUGACAUAUUCACAUGCACAUAUGUUAUAACCUGUAUUGUACCUGUCC